AUGGAGAUGAACAAUUUUAUCGGUCGGCGAUUCAACCUCGUGUCGAUGAGCGACAUCCGUUAUGUUGGUACUCUGCACGACAUCAACCCAGAGGCCUCCACCAUCGCGCUCGAGAACGUCAUAUCACACGGCACCGAAGGCAGACGCGGCAAUGCGUCAGAGGAAGUCCCGCCGGCCACCUGCGUGUACGAAUACAUUGUUUUUAGAGGCAGUGAUGUGAAGGAUAUCAACUUUGCAGACGAGGAGAAGGAAAACCAGCCUCCAGAACAGCCACAGGUGCCCAAUGAUCCUGCUAUACUUGGAACUACCGCUCCUCCACGUCAGGCUCCUGGUCCGGCCCAAGCAGGUCGUGGUCAGCCAACCCAAUUCCCACAGCAGCCACCCCGACAACAACAACCACCACCCGGAUAUCCUCAGCAACCACCUCCUUAUCCCAAUUACUACAAUCCUUAUGGACAACAGUUCCGUGGCCCACCUGGCGGUCCACCUGGAUUCCCGGGCGCUCCUGGUCCUGGUCCCGGGUUUCCUAACAUGCCCUAUGGACAGCAAGGAUGGUAUCCGCCUCCAGGACAAGGCUUUCCACAGCAGCCAGGCCCAUUCGGACCACCCCAGAUGCCGAUAGCUCCUCCACGAGGGCCACCAGGGCAACAACAGCAACCACCGCAGCAGCAGCAACAGCAGCAGCCUCAGUCGCAGCAGCCUGGUGCCGAAGGUGCCCCAGCAUCUCAGAAUGCCCCAGCGCCAACCUCAGAGCUUCCUGGCGGCGAGAAAGCUCCAAAGAAGCCUGCGACACCAGCCCCAGGUACCACCACCGAGAAGCCAGAGCAAAAGUCAUCUCAGGCCAAGCCAGAACCCUCCACCACGCAGACUAACCAAACCCAAAAGCCGGCUCCAACUACUGCGCCCGCCAAGCCGGCUCCCGAGCCAGCAACUGCUCCGAAGAAUGAUAGAAUCAUCCCAGCUAUUCCUAUUGCCGUGCCACUCAAGCCCGCUGCGCCCGCGGCCCAGGCUCCUGCUCCUGCUCCUGCUGGACAACAGGCGAAUCGAAAUGCUCCUAAUGCUAUGGAGGAAGCUACUCGUGCUGCCACGGCCGCUGUUGCAGCUGCAAUGGCAAAGCUACCGCAGCCCGCUGGGUCACAGCAACAGCAACCUACGAACGGGUCCGUAGACGGAGUGACCAAGAAGGUCGGCGAGAUGCGACCAUUCGACGGUGAACGUCAUGGACGAGGCCAGGGCCACCAUGCUCCCCGCGGCCGCGGUGCUCAUCGUGGACACCACCAACAGCAGCAGGUGAAGAAAAUCGAGGUCCCUACAACCGACUACGACUUUGCAUCUGCAAAUGCCAAAUUUAACAAACAGGACCUUGUGAAGGAGGCCAUUGCGUCUGGAUCGCCAUUGCUCGAGGCUGAAGGAAAGCCAGCUAGCACUCCUUCUGAAGCUAAUGGAGCUGAUGCCGGUGAUGCGUCAAGUGCUGCAUCGGGUCAUGCCUCUGCUAUAGGGGUAUAUGAUAAAACCUCAUCGUUCUUUGACAACCUAUCCAGCGAGAUGCGUGACAGAGAGGAAAAUACUCGGUCCAAGACCAGCGGCCGCGAAUGGCGUGGAGAGGAAGAAAAGAAGAACAUGGAGACGUUCGGACAAGGAAGUGUCGACAGCGGAUACCGUGGUAGAGGCCGUGGCCGUGGACGAGGCUUCGGCGGCCGUGGCAGAGGCUACAACCGCGGCUAUGGCGGUGGACGUGGCAGAGGCGGUUUCCGUGGCGGACGAGUUGCAUCUGAGUCCACGGGAGUCCCAUCUAGCUCCUAA
Molecule: messenger RNA, 1803 nt
Organism: Arthroderma uncinatum
Lineage: Eukaryota; Fungi; Ascomycota; Eurotiomycetes; Onygenales; Arthrodermataceae
Product: proline-rich protein HaeIII subfamily 1
Exons: 4
Coding region: 1-1803 (600 amino acids)
Biological process (GO): cytoplasmic stress granule assembly; P-body assembly
Cellular component (GO): P-body
Molecular function (GO): mRNA binding
Source: RefSeq, a predicted model, not a curated record